UUAAAAGGCAUUCUUAGCAUAAAAAUGGGACAUAACACAUUAAAAAGGGUGAAAAAUAAAGUGGUAAAUUAGAAGAUGUCUUUGUUAAUUGUGUUUUUUCUUUACAUUAUAUAUCAAUCAGAGUCAUCAUGAAUAAAUUUGGCAUGUUAUAGCAAAUCCAAAGCACACAGAUAAAUGUUGUGCUAGUUUACGUUUCACAAGCUAGCACAUGUUGGUGAAGAUCAGCAAGUAGGAAUUGCCAACUCAUAAACCAACACAAUAUGAACUACAAAGAAGACAGAUGUGAAAGAAAAGGAAAACUGUGUUAAUAGAAAAUGGAGUAGAGAAUUAGAGAUAUACAAGGAAAUAGAGAGGGAGAAGAGGAAUAAACAAAAAAAAAUACUGGAAAUGAGAUGAGCAGACAGAAUAAAAGGAAACAAAUUGGAGCGAAUUCAUACCAAAGUACACAGUUAUUUUUCAAUUUUGGCCAUGUCCUGGCACGACCCUCAUUGUGGGCCUUUGCAACAAAGUAAAAUGGAUUAACUAAAUCGGUUUGUAACUACUCCAAAUUUUUUCCUAGGAUCUGCCUCAGUAUGGAUAGACUAGAUAAUCGUGUAUAUUUAGGUCUCAAAUGUUGUAAAAUCUGACCAAACAACAGAGUUGCGGAUUAAACAAAAUAACUGACUUGCAUAAUAAUAGCUUAGUCAUAUCAGUUCUAGAUCUCUAGCAAAGACACAUUCAUACUUCCUGAACAUUCUUACGUGCACGCACUUUGCACGUGAGGGAGUUUUAUACCAGUGGUGUGGUCCAGGUGGGGACCAGGGAUUUCGGGUCCAGAAGAUCCAGCUCCGAUUUAGAUGAGAAAGACAUAUUUGUUGAACGUGUUCGAAUUGAGAAUCUGAAAAUGAGCAUGAAAAACCUGACGAACAAAAUUACACUCCAAGAACCAGCUUUUGACAGGAUGAUCCUUGUGUACAGACAGGCCAGCACGGGAAACAAUCCUGACCGAGGAAUCUAUAUUAAGCAUUUCAAAAACAUUCCUAUGGCUGAUAUGGAACUCGUUCUGCCUGAAAAGAAGAACCCAAGUUUAACUCCAAUGGACUGGGUUAAGUUCCUCAUUUCUGUUGUGCUUGGUCUUGUUACUCUUGUUGGCUCUCUUGAAAUGCUGAAGGCGGAUAUCAGGGUUGCCAUAGCUAUCCUCUCUGGUCUCAUUGGCUAUUGCGCUAAGAUCUACUUCACGUUUCAGCAGAACUUGACGACUCACCAAAACUUAAUCACCAAAUCGAUGUACGACAAACAACUUGACAGUGGAAAAGGCACACUUCUACACUUGUGUGAUGAUGUGAUUCAACAAGAAGUCAAAGAGGUCAUAAUUUCUUUCUUCAUUUUGAUGGAGCAAGGGAAAAUGCCAAUAGAUGUUCUUGAUAAUCAAUGCGAACGACUUAUUCAAGAGGAGUUCGAUGAAGAAUGCAAUUACGAAGUUGAGGAUGCGGUUCAAAAGCUGGAGAAACUCGGCAUAGCUGCAAGAGAUUCCGUUGGAAGAAUCUACUGUGUUCCCCUGAAACAGGCAAACAAGACUAUCAAUGUUUCGGAGUCGAAAAGGUUAGGCUUCAAGCACUUAAUGGCGAACCAGCCCGCUCCAGGCCGGCCGUGGCUGCUCCGGCUCGCCUCACAGGCGCGGUUUGAAGCACCUGUGCAGCCUCCGCAACCUCAGCCACCGGCGCCAUAGCCGACGACUCAGGCUCUUGCUCGUCCUCCUAUAACCCCACUGGCCGGGCCGACUGCGCCUCCACCUCCACCGGCUGCAACACCCGCGGCACCGGUCACCGAAGCUCUUCCUCCAGUGGGGAAUAACAGAGACGCUACGGAUGUUAUCCAAAGCCCGGUGAUCUCCUCACCUACGGAGGGGGCGCCGCCACCUCCACUGGUGGAAACAGCAUCGUGGCCCGCAGUGGCAAUCGAUGGUGUGCUUCCUCGAAGGACUAACGGCGAUGAGACAACAGAGAUUGUCGGAAGCCCUUUGGUGGCCUCGCCGGUGGCGCCGGCACGAGAGCGCUCGCCGUCCCCGAGGCUGAGAGGAGAGGCAGCGCCGCAAACGCGUGCGGGCUCGCCGCCCCCUGCAAGGUCGGUGGUAGAGGC
Zingiber officinale is the source of this 2118-nucleotide messenger RNA. RefSeq lists its product as uncharacterized. The record is from RefSeq and is a predicted model, not a curated record. Lineage: Eukaryota; Viridiplantae; Streptophyta; Magnoliopsida; Zingiberales; Zingiberaceae. The transcript has 10 exons. Bases 884 to 1708 code for a protein of 274 amino acids.